Molecule: messenger RNA, 1734 nt
Organism: Aphanomyces invadans
Lineage: Eukaryota; Oomycota; Saprolegniomycetes; Saprolegniales; Verrucalvaceae
Product: lipoyl synthase, mitochondrial
Exons: 3
Coding region: 521-1603 (360 amino acids)
Biological process (GO): lipoate biosynthetic process
Cellular component (GO): mitochondrion
Molecular function (GO): 4 iron, 4 sulfur cluster binding; lipoate synthase activity
Source: RefSeq, a predicted model, not a curated record
ACAGAGUUCGACCAAUUGCCGAGCAAAGACACGUCGCCAUGGCCGAGCUGCGAGACGGAAGCGCUGGCUGUGCAUGAGAGAUUGCAAGAUGCAAUGGGAUAGAUGGCCUCUUGUACGUUCUCGCGGGUUGUUUGAUAUCGCGUUGUGUGGCGGAUAUUCUCAAAGUUUUACCUUAUCGUCGCCACCUCAAAAGAAUCGGCCAACUACGAUUUCGAGUUCUAGUGUGUAUUAUGUCCCCAGUUGAGAUGGAUUGUGCCAACAGGGACACCCGUGCACCUCGUCCUGCGCGUGGUCGCUUCGAAGAGGAAUUCCAAUGUACCCUCGGUCAAUUCCAAACGAGUAAACCAAGUUCCCAAGUACACUUGUCAAAGCCAAACCCAUUUUUAAAUAUUUUAAAAUAGAGUAGGAGAGAAUUCGACUUGUUUCUAUUACUCCGAAAAUAUUUCAAACGAAUAAAAAAUUCCUUCAACUUCCGCAUCCCGUAACAUCUCGCCUGAUUUCGACACCAUUCAUCAAGAAGAUGCGCAGGUUCUUCUCGUCGACUGCUGUCGGUGCGUCUCGGCAAUCCCGCCUCGAAGCAUUGCGUGCCCAGCUGGCGGAAGAAGCUGCCAAGGUCCGUGAACCCAUCGUCUCGUGGGGAGACAAUGUUCUUCGUGCGGAAGACCUUGCAUCCCCCGUGAAGCCUUCACGUCGACCUAGCGCGUCGAACCGCAAGCCCGACUGGCUCAAGGCGCAACCCACGACUGGAGAAAACUACAUUCGUCUGCGCGAUACAGUCCGCUCGCUGAAGUUGGCGACAGUGUGCGAAGAAGCCCGUUGUCCCAACAUUGGAGAAUGCUGGGGAGGUGGGAAGAACGGGACUGCCACUGCGACAAUUAUGCUCAUGGGUGACACGUGCACCCGCGGGUGCAGUUUUUGCGCCGUGAAGACAAGCCGCCGUCCUCCUCCGCUGGACCCCAACGAGCCUGCAAACGUGUCGAAGGCGAUUGCGCAAUGGGGUCUCGACUACAUCGUGUUUACUAGUGUCGAUCGCGACGAUUUGCCUGACGCUGGCGCCGAACACUUUGCCUCCACCGUGCGUCAUUUGCGAGCGGCCCUCCCGGAGAUUCUGAUCGAAUGCCUGACGCCCGACUUUUCCGGCCGCGUCGACCUCGUCGAAACGGUGGCCCGUUCUGGUUUGGACGUGUUUGCGCACAACAUCGAGACGGUCGAGCGACUGCAGCGCCGCGUGCGCGAUUACCGCGCCAAUUACCGCCAAUCCCUCCAUGUGCUCGAGCUUGCGAAGGCUGCCCAGCCGUCGUUGAUUACCAAGACGUCCAUUAUGCUAGGUGUCGGCGAAUCCCCCGAGGACAUCAUGCAGACGCUCAAGGACCUCCGCACGUCGGGCGUGGAUGUUGUGACGUUCGGCCAGUAUCUCCGUCCCUCGACCAAGCACAUGCCGGUCGCCGCGUAUAUCACGCCCGAAGCGUUUGCGGAAUGGCAAAAGGUCGCCGAGAGCAUGGGGUUUCUGUAUGUAGCGUCUGGCCCGAUGGUGCGGUCGAGCUACAAGGCCGGCGAGUACUUUCUCACGAACCUCCUUCGCGGCAAGAAGCAGCACGCAUGAGCCCAUGGACGCCGCCGCUUCUGUGCACGCCGUCACUUAGAGUUAUGUAUAUGUCCCCAUGUCGCAAGUAUUCUUCCGCGGAUAUAUAAUUCUUCGCUACAUCGCGCGCAUAAUGUACUUGUACUGGUUCA